CCUUCCUUCGUAUCUAACUGCUAUGUACAAUUUAGCACGGUGAUUCAAGAAAGAGAACGAGAAAGAGAGAGAGAGUGCGAGAAAUCAAGAAAUAGACCUUUCGUGUCGAAACAAGUUUUAGUACGCUCGCCUCUAAAGUAAUUGUGAGUGUUAUACUGCGAGUGAUCUAUACAAAGAAGGUAUGUGUCAACCUUCAUCUUGACGGAACUAAAUAAGCAAUGCCUUCAAAACCGCGUCUUCGUUUAUUCCUUUGACGUUUCGAGACGCGUGGUGUGCGAGGUUCUGUUUUCAAGACAUAACGAGGGUGUCGGCCAUCGUGAGUGACCUGACAAGUUUUUAUCGUUCUGUUUCUGAACAAUAUGUAAAACAAUAGAUAAUUGAGUAUGGCAUAAUCAACAACACAAUCUUCUUUGUAUCAAUAUUUUUCUCCAUUUUAAAGUUAAAUCUUCACAGCAAAAUACAUUUUGCCUAUAACUUUCCCCUUAUCGUCAAAGUACAAGUACAACAACGCCAGCGCCAUCGUCAUAAGCUUUACUCCUGGACUCCAAAGAAAGAAGAAAAUGUUAAAUCCGUAGUCGGUAGCGUAAUCAAAUAUGGAAGAUCAGGCCCUGUAGCAGAUUUUCUAAACAUCACAACAGACUGAACUUGACUUGAAAAGACGAAGAUAUUUAAUUUCUUCAUCAAUUGCUGAGAUGGAGCUUCGCGUGGGCAACAAGUACCGGUUAGGAAGAAAAAUCGGGAGCGGUUCCUUCGGAGAUAUUUAUUUAGGCACCAAUAUUUCCACUGGCGAAGAAGUUGCCAUAAAAUUGGAAUGUAUUAAAACACGGCAUCCUCAACUUCACAUAGAAUCGAAAUUUUAUCAAAUGAUGCAAGGCGGUGUUGGGAUACCAACGAUAAAAUGGUGCGGAUCUGAGGGUGAUUAUAAUGUUAUGGUCAUGGAACUGCUUGGACCAUCCCUCGAAGACCUCUUUAAUUUUUGUUCUAGGAGAUUUACAUUAAAAACAGUUCUCCUUCUUGCUGAUCAAUUGAUAAGCAGAACGGACUAUAUUCACAGUCGCAACUUCAUUCAUCGGGAUAUAAAACCUGAUAAUUUUCUUAUGGGACUAGGAAAGAAAGGAAACCUCGUAUACAUUAUAGACUUUGGACUUGCGAAAAAGUAUCGAGAUGGCCGAAAUAACAAGCAUAUACCAUAUCGGGAAAACAAAAAUCUUACCGGCACAGCAAGAUACGCUAGUGUAAAUACGCAUUUAGGAAUCGAACAAUCUCGUAGAGAUGAUCUUGAAUCAUUAGGCUAUGUUCUUAUGUACUUUAAUCGAGGCAGUUUGCCCUGGCAAGGAUUAAAAGCGGCUACCAAAAGACAAAAAUAUGAGCGAAUUUCAGAAAAGAAAAUGUCUACUCCCAUUGAAGACUUGUGCAAAAGUUACCCGGCUGAAUUCACAACGUAUCUGAAAUACUGCAGACAAUUACGUUUUGAAGAAAAGCCGGACUACUCGUAUCUCCGGCAUCUAUUCCGAACUUUAUUUCACAGCCAGGGCUUCACGUAUGAUUAUGUAUUUGACUGGAAUUUAUUGAAAUUUGGAAGCGCGAGGCAACCAUCUUUGCCUUCGUCGCAACAAGCACCAACGCAUUCGCAACCAACCAAUGCUCCUCUCCCCUCUGGGACCAAUAAUGAUCAAGAUCAUAGAGCAAGACCUUAUACGCGACAAGGACUGGCGAAUGCUUCUGGUGCAGCAGUGGGUUCAACAAUGGUUUAUGCUGGUAUUCCCGAGCGAAAGACAAAACUCCAACACAAUCCUGAUAUUCGUGGUGACCAGGACAAUCAGGACAACCCAGGUAAAAAGCAAGCAUACUACUCCAAAUUCUUUGUGAAUGAACAACAAUCGGAUCACAAAGUGCACCAAUCUCAGGAAAGUGCAGCCUGUGAGACGUCGAAAUUAAAUCUUGAUAAAUUUAGUUCUUUUAAUAAAACCUCACCCGAUAAUAAAGCCAAUCCCGCAAAUUGUCCAGACAUAUCGUGUCUCAGUUUGGAGCAUCACAAAAUAACUCGAAAACAUUCAAACUAUAGUUCUCAACGAUCUCGCGAUCAUUGUUUUCUUCCUUCAUCAAUUGAUAAACAGAGUCAUUCUUUUCAUGGUUAUAAAACUGAAAAUGAUAAAGAUUUUGAUACUUUAGAAAAAGACAAACAUUGUUCAGAAAUGAGUAAAAGUGAGAUAAAUAACGCGAAAAGAUUGUCAUUUAGAAAAAAGAAAACAUUAGAUUCAAUAGAUGAUGCAAAUGCAAAAAGCUUGUAUUUUUUACCCGAUGACACACCUGAAUUACAUCAUGAGAAUCAACAAAUUUUAAAUUCUUCAGAUUCAAAAAAAGAAAUUAAAAUAUCUAAACCGGGUCUAUUUCAAAGAAUAAGUCGUAAUUUAAAUUUUUUCACUAAAGACAUUGAUUCAAAUCAAGAAAAUUCCAAGAGAGAAAAUACAAAUGCACCAUUAACAGCAACUGAAAGAUGUGAAUAUUAUUGCUCGCAAGUCUAUCCCAAGGAUCAGGUUUUUUUAGACGAAUAUCCCAUUCUACGGAAUGGACAAGAGCUGAUGAAAAUGAACAAUUGGAAUCAAAACGAAAAGAAUCAAAAUGUGAAAAAUCUAAAUAUGAUAAUGAGAAGGGAAAAAAUGAACGAUUGUCAAUUAGAAGAAGAAAAUCAGAGGACGAUGUUUUGGGAGAUGUUCCAAGAGAAAUCCGAGAACGAGAAGAAGUCAUACAUGAAUUACAGCGUCGAUUACAGCGACAGAGAUUGUCUAACGCACGUGACAACGAGUGGAAACAAAGACAGUCUCGAGAUUGGAUAUUCAAUAAGUCAACUGGGGACGUAUUGCCUUCGGAAUCCGAACAAUUUGGAAAAUAUACAAGUGACCGAGACAAUGACGGCAGGAGAAAGUUGGGAACGGUGCCUAGGGUGGAUCACAAAAGUCGACUUGGACGCUUUGAGUCAAGGAACAAAUUCAAGUGAUUCUAUUGGUCACGCGAAACCUCAAGGAAAACUUGAUAUUAUUAAAGGAAUUCUCUUGGAUAUAUUUGUCUGUAUAUGUUUUUAAGAAUUUUUUUUUUCGAAAUAUUUGACAAUCUCCGUCAAAGUCUUUAAGAGAACAUAGACUCGUGAUGCUCCACUGAGAUUCUGAUUUGAUUUCAGUAAAUUAUAUUUUAAGGAAUUUAUACAUUUACUAUUAUUUGUAUUUUAAACUGCGUAUAUAAUAUUUUAUAAUUUUUUUGUUCUACGGUUAUAUUAUGUAUUAUUUACAGUAUCGUGUUUGUAUUUAGUUUUUUUUUUUUAAUUUGAAUAAGCUUUCUAGCUUUAUAUUUUUUUUCAUUGCUACAUUUUCAAGAUAUUUUUUCAUUUUUAAAUAAUACAAUUUUUUUCAAUAACAGUUAAAAUUGAUUUUGGAUCUUGAAAUAUAUAUUUUUUUUAUAGUAUUUUUUUAUGUGAAUGAAAAAUUAUUAUUUGAGAGACUCUGCACGAAAAUGUGUGUGUGUGUGAGAUAUUUGUCUACCAUUUUUCAAUCAUUCCCUUAAUUAAUAUUUUGAUUUAUUGAAUUUGAAAAAGAAAGGAAUUUAUGCUUUUAAUUUCAAUAUUCGUAAAAGAUUAUAAAAAUGAAUAAUAUCGAUGCAGUUAAUUAUAUUUAUGUAGUAUUUUUCUUAUUUAAUAAUCAGUACUUUAUCAUUUUUAUUUGCUUGGUAUUUAGUAAAUGUGCAAUUUGAAUGAUUUUGAAAAAUUACAGUGUCAAAUAGAAGAUAAUUAUUAUAUUUGCAUAUGUGUGUAUGUGGGUGAGUGAGUGUGUGAGUGUGCGCACAUAAAAUAUACAGUGCAGUCAGUGAAGUAGUAGCCUUUUUAUGAUUGCAUUUUUUUUUGCUUGCAUUCACACUUUCAUUGGCUAUUAUUUAACAGACCAUACUUGUAUAUAUGUAUAUACAUAUAAUUAAAAAAACAUACCUAUGCUUUAAAAUUCCGUUGAAUAAACUAUUCAAGUUUCUCAUUUUCUUUUUUUUUAAAAAAGAAACUUCAAAAAUCAAAUGCAAGGAUAGUUUUCAGUGGAAUUUUGCAACUGAUGAUGUUUUUUUUUUUUUUGAUAGAUAUUUGGAAACAAACUUUAGCUAACUAGAAACACUGUUUUAUUCGUAUUAAUGCCAUAGAUAAAUAAAUGUUUUUCCAUUCAA
Molecule: messenger RNA, 4200 nt
Organism: Leptopilina boulardi
Lineage: Eukaryota; Metazoa; Arthropoda; Insecta; Hymenoptera; Figitidae
Exons: 7
Coding region: 693-3083 (796 amino acids)
Biological process (GO): peptidyl-serine phosphorylation; endocytosis; signal transduction
Cellular component (GO): nucleus; cytoplasm
Molecular function (GO): protein serine/threonine kinase activity; ATP binding
Source: RefSeq, a predicted model, not a curated record